AAAGUUGUAAAUCCUGGUACUCCUCUGGAUAUUGCUUUAGACAAAUAUUUGUAUGGGGUGGAACCUGCCUAACCUCUGCUACAAGAUUCUUGUGCCUCAAAGGUCAAGGUCCACAGCUACAACAGUUGCCUAACUAUAAGUAAAUGUUACUUCUGAUCAGCGAGCAAUAAACUAACCUGGAUUACAGGACUGGGCACAAAUGGAGACCAGCGAGAUAAGUUCCUAUAAGUUUCUCUUUCAGAUCAUGGAGGCAUUGCUUCAUCACACAUCAUCACAAAAGAAAGAAAAUAAAACUAGUUAGAAGAUCAUGGCAAGUUCAGACUGGGGAUAUGAUGGCAAAAAUGGUCCUGAGCAAUGGAGCAAGCUGUAUCCCAUAGCCAAUGGAAAUAACCAGUCUCCUAUUGAUAUCAAAACUCAUGAAGUCAAACAUGAUACCUCUCUGAAACCUAUCAGUAUCUCCUACAAUCCAGCCAAUGCCAAAGAAAUUGUCAACGUGGGACAUUCCUUCCAUGUAGUUUUUGAUGAGAAUAAUAACCAAUCAGUGCUGAAAGGUGGUCCUCUCUCUGAAGGUUAUAAGCUUGCUCAGUUCCAUUUCCACUGGGGAAGUACAAACGACAGUGGUUCUGAGCACACAGUGGAUGGAGUCAAAUAUUCUGGAGAGCUUCACCUAGUUCACUGGAAUUCUGGGAAGUACCCCAGCAUUGCUGAUGCCAUCUCCAAGUCUGAUGGCUUGGCCAUUAUUGGUGUCUUGAUGAAGGUUGGUCAGGCCAAUCCAAACCUGCAGAAAAUACUUGAUGCCAUAAAUGCAGUGAAAACUAAGGGCAAACGAGCCCCUUUCACAAAUUUUGACCCCUCCACUCUCCUUCCUGCAUCCCUGGACUACUGGACCUAUGCCGGCUCUCUGACUCAUCCUCCUCUUCACGAGAGUGUUACCUGGUUCAUUUGCAAGGACAGCAUCAGUGUCAGCCCAGAACAGCUGUCACAGUUCCGCAGUCUUCUUUCAAAUGCAGAAGGUGAGACUGCUGUCCCCAUACUGCACAACAACCGACCACCCCAGCCUCUGAAGGGCAGAACAGUGAAAGCCUCAUUCUGAUGGGUCUGAGAAAGACCUUAUCCUCCCCCAAGAGCACAGCCCUGCUUCUGACAUCCAGUAAAAUGAUCACUUCAAACAACAAAUGUCUUUCAUUUAGCAAGAUAGCAUAACUGCAAAUUUAAUCUGCAAAACUAAAAAACAUUCAUUUCGCUUUUUGGUAGUAAUCUGUAAUAAUCUAUAAACUCAAAUAGUAAUCUGUAAGUACACAUUUAUGCUUAAAUUUGAGUUUAUUUUGUGAAAUUCUUUAUAAUUGCAAUUAAGUGAUUGUAUCUCCUAUUUUUUCAUUUUAAUUGAACUAAUAAAAUAGUUUUAUCUCUUCUUAUCUAUUGUGCAUUC
This is a messenger RNA of Castor canadensis (American beaver), 1429 nucleotides long. Lineage: Eukaryota; Metazoa; Chordata; Mammalia; Rodentia; Castoridae. The record is from RefSeq and is a predicted model, not a curated record.